Molecule: messenger RNA, 4413 nt
Organism: Actinia tenebrosa (Australian red waratah sea anemone)
Lineage: Eukaryota; Metazoa; Cnidaria; Anthozoa; Actiniaria; Actiniidae
Product: tripeptidyl-peptidase 2
Biological process (GO): proteolysis
Cellular component (GO): cytosol
Molecular function (GO): tripeptidyl-peptidase activity; serine-type endopeptidase activity
Source: RefSeq, a predicted model, not a curated record
AUGGCGGUCAGUUUAGAAGAAUUUCCUACUCAUGGUCUUUUACCCAAAAGAGAGACAGGCUCAGAUCGAUUCUUAGCUAAAUACCCCGAUUAUGACGGACGGGGAGUAUUGAUUGCUAUUUUUGACACCGGUGUUGACCCGGCAGCAGCUGGUUUGCAGGAAACGCCAGAUGGAAGGAGAAAAAUCGUUGACUUGAUUGACACUUCUGGUAGUGGUGAUGUGGACACGUCUACUCUCUGUGAGGUCAAAGAUGGGUGUCUCACUGGACUCACAGGCCGUAAACUGAAAAUUCCAGAACACUGGGAAAAUCCUACUGGAAAAUACCACGUUGGAGUAAAAAAUCUCUUCAGCCUAUUUCCAGAGAGGCUCAGAUCAAGAAGAAAGAAAGAGAGAAAAGAAAAGUUUUGGGACCCUCUUCAUAGGAAAUGUAGCGCUGAUGCUUUAAGAGAACUAGAACAAUGGAGUGCUAAACAUCCUGAAAAAAAUCAGACUCUGGAGGAAAAAUGGGUGACAGAUGAAUUACAGUCCAAAAUAGAAGCUCUAAAUACCUUGGAGAAGAAGUUCUGUGACUGUGGUUCAGUGCUGGACUGCAUUGUCUUCCAUGAUGGAACAACAUGGAGGGCUUGUGUUGACACCUCUGAAAAUGGUGAUCUUCAAAGUUGUACUCUCUUGUCUAGCUUCAGAGAAUCUGGAGAGUUUGCAACAUUCGGCAAGGAAGAUCUGCUAAAUUACAGCAUCACAGUGUUUGAUGAUGGCAAUACUCUAAGCAUAGUUACAAAUGGAGGUACUCAUGGAACCCACGUAGCAAGUAUAGCUGCUGGUUACUCUGCCGAUGACCCAGCCCUUACUGGAGUAGCACCAGGUGCUCAGAUUGUUUCAGUGAAAAUAGGCGACUCCAGGCUUGAUACCAUGGAAACAGGCAGUUCUAUGAUACGAGGGCUGAUUGCAACAAUAGAACUCAAGUGCGACAUGAUCAACAUGAGUUAUGGAGAAGCUGCGAAGUGGCCCAAUGCAGGUCGAGUGAUUGACCUAAUGAAUGAACUAGUAAACGAACAUGGCGUAGUAUUUGUAACAAGUGCUGGCAAUAAUGGCCCUGGGCUGUCCACUGUUGGUUCUCCUGGUGGUAUGACUGAUUCUGUCAUAGGCGUCGGCGCUUACGUCUCACCAGACAUGAUGGCAGCUGAGUAUUCACUCCUGGAGAAGUUGCCAGGCAACCAGUAUACAUGGUCGUCAAGGGGACCAGCGCCCGAUGGUCAUCUAGGUGUCAGUAUAACAGCACCAGGGGGUGCCAUAGCUGCAGUCCCGACAUGGACAUUACGUGGAUCACAGUUGAUGAAUGGCACUUCCAUGGCUUCACCUAAUGCCUGUGGAGGAGUGGCACUGGUCUUAUCAGGAAUGAAAGCCAAUGGCAUCCCAUAUUCUGCUCACAGCAUACGAAGAGCACUUGAAAUAUCAGCAUUAAAAAUAGAAGGACUUGAUGUUUUCACACAAGGAAAUGGAUUAUUACAGGUUGAUAAAGCGUAUGAGUAUCUGACUCAACACUCGAAUGAAGGCGAAACAGAUAUUCGAUUUCAGAUCACUUGUCAAGCUGCGCGUGGUAUUUAUUUACGUGACCCUCAUCAAUUAAGCAAACCUUACUUGGCUCCAGUGUGUAUUACGCCUCUCUUUCCAGAGAAAACAGAAAAUGAAUUAAAAUUAAAUCUGAACCUACGUUUAUGCCUGAUCAGCUCUGACACAUGGGUCUCCUGUCCCAGUCACUUUGUCCUCAUGAACACAGCAAGAUCAUUUAAUGUCAAGGUUGAUCCACGUGGGCUUUCAGAAGGUGCCCACUAUGCUGAGGUCGGUGCGUAUGACGUAGCUUGCCCACCGAAAGGCCCUUUGUUCAAAUUUCCAGUCACAGUCAUCGUGCCCCGCAAGGUCACGGACACUGUCCAUUAUGAGGUGAACGUUGACGAAAAGUUGUUCAAACCAGGACAGAUUGAUAGGACGUUCAUUGAUGUACCAGAAGGAGCUACAUGGGCUGAGCUUUCUUUGAUGUCAUUAAAUGAUGAAACUAAUGGCAGGUUCAUGGUGCAUGCGCUACAACUGUCACCGCUGAACUCCUACAAGGCGCAUGAGUUUUGUCAGUUUGUAACUUUGGUUCCGAAGUGCGAGAAGACAGUCUCGUUCAGAAUUGAGGGUGGAUUGACGCUGGAAGUAUGCUUAGGUCGUUGGUGGGCGUGUCUUAGUGACUGCACGGUGAAGAGAACCCUUAAAUUCCAUGGUGCUGUGCCAAGCAAGUCUUCUAUCACAAUGCAUAGUAACCAAAUCAAUCGUGUUGACGUCACUAGCAUGUUACGCACUGAGGAUGUGUCACCGGCUGUCAGCCUAAAGACUCACGUCCAGCCAAUCAGACCCAACGAAUAUAAGAUUCUUCCUCUCGGGACGAGGGACGUCUUGCCGAAGAGAGGUCAAAUAUAUGCACUCGACUUGACUUACAGCUUUUCUCAGUCGCGAGCAGCAGAGAUCCAGAUCAAUGCCGUGUACCUGAGUGAGCUACUCUACGAUUCUGAGUACGAGUCACAGCUUUGGAUGCUUUACGACUCCAACAAAAGAAGAGUGAACUGUGGUGAUGCUUUCCCAAACAGAUACACGGCUAAAGUAGAAAAGGGGGACUAUACACUCAAGUUCCAGAUCCGUCAUGACAAGAAGGAGCAACUCGAAAAGCUCAAAGACAUGGUGGUUCUAAUAGAGACCAAGCUGACCCUCACAGUAUCCCUAGAUGUGCACCAGUCGCACCUAGCAGCCAUGACCGGUGGAAGUAAAGGCAAUGGGGUUUCCAUGGGAAAAGGUUCCAAAGUACCAUUUUUCGUGUCCCCAUUACCAGAUGAAAAGCUGCCCAAAGGCGUCAAGUCAGGCCAUAUACUACGAGGUACCAUCACGUACUUCAAGAAUGAACCCGGCAAGAAAGUGGAUAAUUAUCCAAUAGAAUACAUCGUUCCUAUCUCACCCAGCAAAUCAAACAAGUCCAACAACAACAAACAAGAAAAAGAGCCUGCCCAACAGCUAGAAGAAGAAAUACGUGACUUGAAGAUCUCUUAUCUCUCCAAGUUGGGAACCCUAUGGGAUGAAUUGUCCGAGAAGCAUGGAGACUGGCGACCGCUAUUUUCAGAACGUUUACGCGCGUUGGAUUCUUCUAAGGAACGCUCAAAGAAUCUCAAGGAAAUUGUGAACGUAGCUGAUAAAGUAAUCAGCAUGAUCGACCGAGUGGAGUUGUCCAGCUAUUAUGGAAUGAAAUCUGAUACUAGGAUCGACGCGGCAGCAAUUCGAAGUGAGAAAGACUCGGAGAAAAACGCGUUAAUCGAUGCUCUAGCGCGUAAGGGAUGUGCCUUAGCAGAUCAGCUACUAACACCAUUCGAAGAUAAAGAGACUUCUGGAGAAACAAGCGAAGAAGAGACGAAAACACUUCAAACCAGCCAACAUAAUUUAGUAAAGGCCUUACAAGAGACGCAUUCAGAGAUCCUCAAAUGGAUCGAUGCAUCUGAUUCCAAGAUAUCUGAGUUUCUAGCGAAGAGCUCCGAGGCACAGAGAUUGUAUGGUUCGGCACUCAAGCUGCUGUUGAAGAACAACUGGGAGGGGACACCAGUCAAAGCAAGUGACGAGAAGAUCAUUGAGCUGUGUGAAAAGCUUGGCUGGAACCACUGUAUCCGCUUUCUGCGAGAAAGCCUACCCGUCAAGUAUCCUCAUGAUUUUGAACCGUUUUAAUGGAUCCGCCAGCAUCAGCUGAGAAGUCACUACGCCGACUGGAAACAGUUUCCAGCCACGAGAAGACUUAUCAGUUAAGCACCUAAUUUUUUAUGCUCCUAUUCACAACAGGAUUUUAUCUCGUAUCAAAGCGAACUGCACCACUCAACAAUGUCUAUUUUGUUCAAAGGCAUUACGCUUUCUCACUCAAAAUAUUUCUUGUAUCAUAUGUUUUCAAAUAUUUUAUUCGCCUAUUCAUAAGACAAACCAUAGUUUACUAUGGAGCUGCUUAACUAUGGUCAAAUAAAGGAUGGUACAAAUCUGCACCGCGUAGCAUUAUGGGGUAGAUUUUAGACACGAGAUCAUUUCCGUCCCACAAUUCAAUUCGGAAGGAGUUCUUCACCAGUCUUCCUUUGAUCUCCACGAGAGACGAAUUCAAAUAAGUUACGUAUUUAUCGAUUCCUACAAAAAUUCGCAGUCCUUUUCACCUUCCUUUUACCCACAACAAACAAAUGAGGAAAAAUACCAAUAAACUAAUUCUUCUCCUAUUUACACUAUUCCUUUCUCAGAGCUGGGCUCUCUUGAAGUAAACUGCGUUAGAGAUCUUUCAUUUCUUAUGCCAUUAUUAGAAUUCUAUUGACCCCGCGUGAAGCCUAUCAAUCAAUCCAAUAAAGAUUUUUAUUAUCAAAA